Molecule: messenger RNA, 4283 nt
Organism: Dipodomys ordii (Ord's kangaroo rat)
Lineage: Eukaryota; Metazoa; Chordata; Mammalia; Rodentia; Heteromyidae
Gene: Ppfia3
Product: protein tyrosine phosphatase, receptor type, f polypeptide (PTPRF), interacting protein (liprin), alpha 3
Exons: 28
Coding region: 1-3495 (1164 amino acids)
Biological process (GO): synapse organization
Cellular component (GO): presynaptic active zone
Molecular function (GO): protein binding
Source: RefSeq, a predicted model, not a curated record
AUGAUGUGCGAGGUGAUGCCCACCAUCAGCGAGGAUGGCCGGCGGGGCUCGGCGCUGGGCCCGGACGAGGCGGGCGGCGAGCUGGAGCGCCUCAUGGUCACGAUGCUCACGGAGCGGGAGCGCCUGCUGGAGACGCUGCGCGAGGCGCAGGACGGCCUGGCCACGGCGCAGCUGCGGCUGCGCGAGCUCGGCCACGAGAAGGACUCGCUGCAGCGACAGCUCAGCAUCGCCCUGCCCCAGGAGUUUGCGGCUCUGACUAAGGAGCUGAACUUAUGUCGGGAGCAGCUGCUGGAGAGAGAGGAAGAGAUUGCAGAGCUGAAGGCCGAGCGCAACAACACGCGGCUUCUCCUGGAACACUUGGAGUGCCUGGUGUCCAGGCACGAGAGGUCACUGCGCAUGACUGUGGUGAAGCGCCAGGCCCAGUCACCAGGAGGGGUCUCCUCCGAGGUGGAGGUGCUUAAGGCUCUAAAAUCCCUCUUCGAGCAUCACAAGGCCCUAGAUGAAAAGGUCCGAGAAAGAUUGCGGAUGGCUUUGGAGCGAGUGGCCGUGCUAGAGGAGGAGCUGGAACUGAGCAAUCAGGAGACUCUGAAUCUUCGAGACCAGUUGUCUAGACGGCGGUCAGGGCUGGAAGAGCCUGGCAAAGAUGGGGAUGGACAGACCCUUGCUAAUGGCCUGGGUCCUGGUGGGGAUUCUAGCCGGCGCACGGCAGAAUUGGAGGAGGCCCUGGAGCGACAGCGUGCCGAGGUGUGCCAGCUGCGGGAGCGCCUGGCGGUGUUGUGCCGUCAGAUGAGCCAGCUGGAGGAGGAGCUGGGCACCGCUCACCGCGAGCUGGGUAAGGCGGAGGAAGCCAAGUCCAAGCUGCAGCGGGACCUCAAGGAGGCUCUGGCUCAGAGGGAGGAUAUGGAGGAGCGGAUCACCACGCUGGAGAAGCGCUACCUGAGCGCCCAGCGCGAAGCUACGUCUCUGCACGAUGCCAAUGACAAGCUGGAGAAUGAAUUGGCCAGCAAAGACUCGUUGUAUCGGCAGAGUGAAGAGAAGAGCCGUCAGCUGGCCGAGUGGCUGGACGAUGCCAAGCAGAAGCUGCAGCAGACACUGCAGAAGGCCGAGACCUUGCCCGAGAUCGAGGCGCAGCUGGCCCAGAGGGUGGCAGCGCUGAACAAAGCUGAGGAGCGGCACGGAAAUUUUGAAGAGCGGCUUCGGCAGCUGGAGGCCCAGUUGGAGGAGAAGAACCAGGAGCUGCAGCGGGCACGGCAGCGGGAGAAGAUGAACGAUGAUCACAACAAGCGGCUGUCGGAAACGGUGGACAAGCUGCUGAGCGAGUCUAAUGAGCGCCUACAGCUGCACCUCAAAGAGCGCAUGGGGGCUCUGGAGGAGAAGAACUCAUUGAGUGAGGAGAUCGCCAACAUGAAGAAGUUACAAGAUGAGCUGUUGCUUAACAAGGAGCAACUCUUGGCUGAAAUGGAGAGGAUGCAGAUGGAAAUUGACCAGCUUCGGGGAAGGCCGCCAUCCUCUUACUCUAGGUCUCUUCCUGGCAGUGCCCUGGAACUCCGUUACUCCCAGGCUCCCACGUUACCUUCUGGUGCCCCCCUUGACCCUUAUGGGGCCGGCAGUGGCCGGGCAAGCAAGAGAAGCCGCUGGUCAGGAGUAAAGGAUGAACCCUCCAAGGAUUGGGAGCGGUCUACCCCUGCAGGAUCCAUGCCGCCCCCAUUCCCCGGGGAGCUGGAUGGCUCCGAUGAGGAGGAGGCAGAGGGGAUGUUUGGGGCCGAGCUGCUGUCCCCCAGUGGGCAGGCUGACGUGCAGACCCUGGCCAUCAUGCUUCAGGAGCAGCUGGAGGCCAUCAACAAGGAGAUCAAGCUAAUCCAAGAGGAGAAAGAGACAACAGAACAGAGGGCUGAAGAGCUGGAAAGCCGAGUGUCCAGCUCUGGCCUUGAUUCCCUGAGCCGAUACCGAAGCAGCUGCUCUCUGCCCCCAUCCCUCACCACCUCCACCCUUGCCAGCCCGUCUCCUCCCAGCUCAGGCCAUUCAACACCUCGCCUGGCACCACCAAGCCCUGCCCGUGAGGGCACCGACAAGGCCAAUCAUAUCCCCAAAGAGGAAGCUGGGGCUCCACGAGGGGAGGGGCCAGCUAUCCCAGGAGACACGCCACCCCCCACUCCCCGCUCGGCCCGUCUUGAAAGAAUGACCCAAGCCUUAGCACUGCAGGCGGGGUCCCUGGAAGAUGGGGGACCUUCCCGGGGAAGUGAGGGUACCCCAGAUUCCCUGCACAAAGCCCCCAAGAAAAAGAGCAUCAAGUCAUCCAUAGGCCGGCUGUUUGGCAAGAAAGAGAAAGGGCGAAUGGGACCCCCAGGCCGGGACAGCUCUUCUCUGGGUAAGCAUGAACUUCUGGAAGAAGCUUGUCGCCAGGGACUGCCAUUUGCUGCCUGGGACGGACCGACUGUGGUCUCCUGGCUGGAGCUCUGGGUAGGCAUGCCCGCAUGGUAUGUGGCUGCCUGCCGUGCCAAUGUCAAGAGCGGUGCUAUCAUGGCCAACUUGUCAGACACAGAGAUCCAGCGUGAGAUUGGCAUCAGCAACCCCCUGCACCGGCUCAAACUGCGCCUCGCCAUCCAGGAGAUGGUCUCCCUCACUUCCCCCUCGGCGCCUGCCUCCUCUCGCACGCCCACAGGAAACGUAUGGAUGACCCACGAGGAGAUGGAAUCCCUUACAGCAGCCACGAAGCCCGAGACCAAGGAGAUCAGCUGGGAGCAGAUCCUUGCAUAUGGCGACAUGAACCACGAGUGGGUGGGGAACGACUGGCUGCCCAGCCUGGGGCUGCCCCAGUACCGCAGUUAUUUCAUGGAGUCACUUGUGGACGCCCGAAUGUUAGAUCACCUCAACAAGAAGGAGCUCCGGGGCCAACUCAAAAUGGUGGACAGCUUCCACAGGGUGAGUCUGCAUUAUGGAAUCAUGUGCCUGAAACGACUCAACUAUGACCGGAAGGACCUAGAGCGGAGGCGGGAAGAGAGCCAGACCCAGAUCCGAGAUGUGAUGGUGUGGUCCAACGAGCGGGUCAUGGGCUGGGUGUCAGGGCUGGGCCUGAAGGAAUUCGCCACGAACCUCACCGAGAGCGGGGUACACGGGGCGUUGCUUGCCCUGGACGAGACCUUCGACUACUCGGACCUGGCCUUGCUCCUGCAGAUCCCCACGCAGAACGCGCAGGCUCGACAGCUCCUGGAGAAGGAAUUCAGCAACCUCAUCUCCUUAGGCACUGACAGAAGGCUGGACGAGGACAGCGCCAAGUCCUUCAGCCGCUCCCCGUCCUGGCGGAAGAUGUUCCGAGAGAAGGACCUCCGGGGUGUGACCCCCGAUUCGGCUGAGAUGUUGCCCCCCAACUUUCGUUCGGCGGCAGCAGGAGCCCUGGGAUCGCCGGGGCUUCCUCUCCGAAAGCUGCAGCCGGAAGGCCAGACUUCUGGAAGUUCCCGGGCAGAUGGCGUUUCGGUCCGGACUUAUUCCUGCUAGUGUAGGCCUCCAGGUGACCGCACUCGGAUGGAAGACUGGGCCAUCCCCCCUCCUACCCAGAGAAUGGUCUCGCCCAGGGAGAAGAGUCCUGGAGCCGGUGCCGCGGACCGGAUCAUCUGUACAGACAAGCGGGGGAGUGCGUGUCCCCCGCCGCACAAAUGGACUGGGCCUGGACCAAACCAUAUGAACUGGACUGAGGGAGGGAAAGAAGAGGGCAGGCAGCGAUUCCGCCCCCAAACUUCCGCCUCUCUUUUCUCUACUUUGUAAUUUAUUGAUCAGUUUCCGAUAGGAGACCGGUGCCCUUCACCUGCGGAAAGGGGCGGGGCUUCCCUCCCGGGCCGCAUGCGGGGAGAGGCUGCCCCCUUCCCCUCUUUCCUGACCAGUCGCGGGGCCCAAGUUUUCCUUCUUCUUCGUCCGAAAGGAGGGGAGGGGGGGACUCGCUGCUACAAGCCUCGCCCCCUGUGCCACUUAGCCCCGCCCCACCCCGCCCUGUGAGGUCCCCAGUCCCGGGGGGGGGUUCAUCUGCGGGCUGGCGGGGUCCCUUCCCCCCCCGUGUCUCGUGUCCCCGGGGCCUCCCCGCCCCCCCGUGCUGUGGCCGUGUCCGUGCCCCAGGGGUAGGGGGUGCAAAGUGCGCCCCCCGGUUUCCCUCCGGCUCCGGGGUUUGCAUGGGAGAAUCCUCUUUCCAAGAUGCCACUGGGCGACAUGGCAUGGGGUGGAGGGCGGUCGGCGGGGAGCCCUCGCCCCCCCACCCCCGACUCUUAGUCGGCCCCCCAGGCCCCAGGCGUCAA